AUGUCCCCGGGAGGCGGCGGCUUCGCGUGCAAAGCCCUCAGAAGCGCAUCCUUACGGGGGCCAUUCCAGAUCAUCGUCUCGCUUUGCCCUCCUCUCUGUGGCUGCUUCAAUCCCUAUCCUCUUGCCCCUUCAAUAACAAGGACGUCGGCAGGCGUCACCCUGGGUCACCCUGUCUUCGAGGAUCUCCAUGAAAAGCCCCCAAAACGCGAGGUGCUUAUCGAGUGGAGAACAAAGGGCCGAGGGGCGAGCGCGAGGCGAGUCCGCGCGCGGUUGUCCUUGGCUGCGCCCAGCUCGGAGGCGGGGGUCGCCGGCAGUGCGGACUCCGAGCCCGAAAAGGAGGCGGCGGGCGCGCUGGGAAGUCCGCGGCCCCCGCCUACCCCAGCGGACUGGAAGAGCCCCCAGUCUUCGAGUCAGGGCUGCCAUGUUGCAGUCGCGGAGGACACUAGUGAUUUGACGCUUCCGAGGCAGCGACACCCCCGACCCGAGAGCUCUUUGGGGCAGCCCUACGAGCGUCACAGCCCGAAGGGAUCGCGGGUCGCGGGUAAGAACCCGAUCCCGGCGGGCUGCGGAGCCGGCACGGCCGCGGCGCCGCCGCUUCCCCUCGCCACCUUCCUUCCAGGGGCUUGCGGGGCUGCGCGCUCGGCAGAGGCUCGGUUGCCAGUAGCAACCACACGACGGCGGUUUGCAGCCAAGGCUGCAGCCGCCGGACCCUCAACUCCGCUCGAAAGCAAGCUCCCCUGGCUCGGCCCUGCCCCCACGGCAGACAAUAGACAAAUAGGCUCGGAGCACACUGCUGUGCGGGCUGAGCCGGCACCUGAGCCCCCAGGAUCCUUGCGCUCGGCUUCGUCCCAGCCCCAGGAGAAAGUCAAGGGGAAGCAGGGCCGACCUGAGCGGCCGCCGCUAGCUUUUCUGGCUGCGCAGCGCUGCGGGGCCUCUGCUCCCGGGGUUCCAGCCUCCGCCUACACCGGGCUAGCCCCUGUGAGUUGGCCGCACCACUCUGGGGCCCACGGGUCAGCCGCGCCGUGGGGAGGCUCGCGCUGGGACUCCUCCGCGAGAGCCCGCGCAGCGCUGCGGUGCUUGCUGGAGGCCUGGCUGGGGGAAGCAAAGCGAAAGGACUCCGGACUUCUUCAUCUUUCAACCCGCCCCCAGCAGACGCCGGCGGCGACAUCUACGGCCCUUCUCCCUUCUGAUCCCUCCCCAGGCCGGCGGCCCGCGGGGCCACGAGUCAGUCGGAACCGGGACCUGCCCUCUAGCUCGCCUCCGUAG
Messenger RNA from Rangifer tarandus platyrhynchus (Svalbard reindeer), 1266 nucleotides. NCBI's taxonomy places the organism in Eukaryota, Metazoa, Chordata, Mammalia, Artiodactyla, Cervidae. The record is from the annotation of a GenBank genome assembly.